Malassezia globosa CBS 7966 is the source of this 321-nucleotide messenger RNA. RefSeq lists its product as uncharacterized. Bases 1 to 321 code for a protein of 106 amino acids. The record is from RefSeq and is a predicted model, not a curated record. Lineage: Eukaryota; Fungi; Basidiomycota; Malasseziomycetes; Malasseziales; Malasseziaceae. The transcript has a single exon.
AUGGGGUCGUACAGUGGCUUGCUCAUGAGUUUGCUUGUGCUGAUUGCUUACUUUUACCGUUCAGCCUUUCCAAUUGGCGAGGGCAAAAUGACUCCCCAGGAUCGCGCCUACGCCUUUUUCGAGAAUAUGCUGUCGCUGGUGAUUGUGCUUGUUUUCUUUCUUGCCUAUAAAAUCUAUCACCGAACAAGACUCGUUCGAAUCGAGGACAUGGACUUGCAAACCGGACGUCGUGAAGCCGUGCCUCUUGAAGUCCUCGAGCAAGAGCGGGCUGAGAAGCGCUCUCUUCCUUUGUACAAAAAGAUCUUGUCGUUCAUUUUUUAA